Molecule: messenger RNA, 948 nt
Organism: Limanda limanda (common dab)
Lineage: Eukaryota; Metazoa; Chordata; Actinopteri; Pleuronectiformes; Pleuronectidae
Gene: frzb
Product: frizzled related protein
Exons: 8
Coding region: 1-948 (315 amino acids)
Biological process (GO): non-canonical Wnt signaling pathway; canonical Wnt signaling pathway
Cellular component (GO): cytoplasm
Molecular function (GO): Wnt-protein binding
Source: RefSeq, a predicted model, not a curated record
AUGCUGUCCCCCGGCCUCUCCCUCUCUCUGCUGGCCGCCUCCUGCGCCCUGUGGCCGGCUCCCCUGGUCCGGGCCGCGGCCUGCGAGUCGGUCCGGAUCCCGCUGUGCCGCUCGAUGCCCUGGAACAUGACGAAGAUGCCGAACCACCUCCACCACAGCACCCAGGACAACGCGGUGCUGGCCAUCGAGCAGUUCGAGGGGCUGCUGGGUACUGGCUGCAGUCCGGACCUGCUCUUCUUCCUGUGCGCCAUGUACGCUCCCAUCUGCACCAUCGACUUCCAGCACGAGCCCAUCAAACCCUGCAAGGCGGUGUGCGAGCGCGCCAAGUCGGGCUGCGAGCCGGUGAUGAAGCGCUACAACCACAGCUGGCCCGACAGCCUGGCGUGCAGCGAGCUGCCGCUGUACGACCGCGGCGUCUGCAUCUCACCGGAGGCCAUCGUGAAGGCCGAGGGGCCAGAUCCGUACUACCAGGACCCAGCCAGGUGUAAUCCAGAAUCCAGUCCAGACUUCCCAAUGGAUUCCAACAACCUCCACUGCAGAGGGCCGAGCCGAGAUCGCUGCAAAUGUAAAACCGUCAGAAUGGUUUUGAAAACCUACCUGAGGAACAACUACAACUACGUGAUCCGGGCCCGGGUGCGGGAGGUGAGGAACCGGGGUCUGGAGCCCACAGCGGUGGUGGAGGUGAGGGAGGUGCUCAAGUCUUCCUUGGUCAACAUUCCCAGAGAGACGCAGACGCUCUACUACUCGUCCUCCUGCCUGUGUCCUCCUCUGACUCCUGGGGAGGAGUACCUCAUCAUGGGCUAUGAGAACGAGGAGACGUCCAGGCUGCUUCUGAUCGACAGCUCCAUCGCUCAGAGGUGGAAGGACAAGAUGAGCAGGAAGAUCAAGAGAUGGGACCAGAUCCUGCAGGGCAAAGGUCGAGGAGGUCAGCGUGGGGGUCGCCAGUGA